This is a messenger RNA of Lachancea sp. 'fantastica', 2982 nucleotides long. NCBI's taxonomy places the organism in Eukaryota, Fungi, Ascomycota, Saccharomycetes, Saccharomycetales, Saccharomycetaceae. The record is from the annotation of a GenBank genome assembly.
AUGACAGAGACCCCAGCAUCUUGUAGCAGCUUGCAGCAGGUCCUGGACCGGAAACCAGAGUUCACUAAUAAUGGUCCACUGGACCAAUUUUUCGAUUCCUUACAAUCGCAGCUAAUCUCAAAGAUUUCGGAAGAUUCCAGCAUUCCGCUGUACCAAGAAGUAGGUUUCUCAAACAACGAAGACUUUGUGGCAUAUGUCUUGAGCAAGCUCGUCGAUCUAAGCUCUUUGACGCUGGCAACAGCCGAGAAUGACGCUUCAUCAGCACGGUUGGUACCCAUAUCGCUACACGACAUGAAAUAUUUCGAUUUGUUGGUAAACUUGAUAGUGAUACAUGGUGUAUACGCUAAUCUUCCACCGGGGAUUGGUAUCCCACUGGAACAACGAAGAAUUGACCAUUUUCGAGACAGAGACAAGAAGUACGAGGUGCCCUCUGGCCAUUCUGCCAAUUUGGCCACUUUGGACCGUGUAUGCAACGUUCUUUUCGCCAUUUUCACGGCAGCUCCACUAAAAUCAAACACCAUUGGACGUCUGCUACUCAAAGGAGCAGGUUUUUCGGAUCUGAUGACUGCUCUAGUCGUUCUCCAGCCGCACGGUGACGCAGCUCACAAACAGCAGUACCGCGAUAUGUUUGACAGGGCCGAAGACCUUCAAGAAACAUAUCAACUAUUUGCUUUAUACACACUGCUUGUUCAUUCUACCACAAAUUUGCAGUACAAGGAAUUGGCGCUUUCCAAACUGGCCACCCUCCCCAUCAGACGAACCAAUGGCGUAAUCAGCCUGAUUGAUUUCAUUGUGGGCGUUCGCGAAGACGAGGAAAUCGAUAUCAGCAAAUAUAACGGAGUGAGUCAGCUUCUUGUUGCAAAACCAAAAUCCAUGACCAGCGCACAAUAUUUCUCGAAGCUUUUUGAUCAAAUUUACGAAGGCCUCACUUUUGUCAACAAGCCGAUUCUCGUUAGCUGUCUAAACAACCUAGUGAGCGAGUUUUACUUUAAAAAUAAGAGAAUCGUUCAUGAUUUUCUAUUCAAAAGGAUUUCCGUUGUCCUGUAUAAUGAAACCCUACAGGAAUUCACAUCCAAAGCCCUUAAUGACACCAUAAAUGUCCUCAUAUCCCUUUCAAAGAGUCCCAGUGCUGAACUAACAAACGACAUAGCAAGUUUCGGCCCAGGAAACUUUUAUCUCACAUUAUGGAUCUACUGUAUGUUUUUGCGAAAGAAACAAAAAAUACAGCCUCGUAGCGGGGCGAAAGAAAUUGAUGCGCCAUAUUAUACUGUGAUACUAUCUCUACUGAAAGGGUAUCUUGUGAUCAACCGCGCCUACGGCGCUCUAGACUCGAUCGUCUCAAAUCUGGUUAAUUUCGAUCAUAGUAGUUGGGGCUAUAGAAUUGAUGCCGAAACACAACUUCCCAGCGUCAAGCUGCUGCCCUGUGGAAGCGAUUUCAACAAUGAUCUCAAACUGUCACAAAGAGACACUGCAGGGGACCUUAUAAAAAUGCAGCAGGUUUUUUUGGAUAUUGACCUAGCUGUCCAACUAUUCGCGCAGCUUUUGAAGCUACUCAACGAGCCCGAGGUCGUCAAGAGAAUUUUCCUCUCGGUCAUGAGUCGCUGGGUUAGCAGCACAAAAUCUCAAGACACUUCGAAGUCGCUUGCCGCCAAAGACGUUCAGGGUAGCUUAUUAGUGCUAGUUGAUCUCAAGUUGAUGGAGAAGCUCGACGAAGCAUUCAAAAACGACAUAAUAAAAAAGCCAAGAGAUGUUCUCAUAAUGAUAGAUGAACUUCUCGAGCUGCCGGAAGAGCAAGAAGAUGUUAGGGACGCUACAGAAGACUCCGAUGAUGAGAAUCAAGAUUCUGACGACGAUGACGUUAAUGACAACAGCGGUAAUGCUGACAAAACUUCUGCUGAAGAGGAUGAUCUUCUGCAGAACCCAAGAGCCACAAGCGUUUAUCUGACACUGCUUAAAUUGCUUUCAACGAUUAUGGCUACUACACCGAAGAGAGACCUUUUGCAAUGCCGUAAGGAGCUAACUUCAAUUCAAACAUCACUAGAGAGACAACCGACUGAUCCAGAAUCGCGUGCUCUGGUUAUGAAGCUUGCAAAUCUUUUACAUGGCGGUGACGAACAUAGCCUCGGCAUGGAGCCGGGAGAAUGCUCCGGCGAGUUUGACGCAGAGCAGAAGUUACAGCAAGCUAUGAUGAACGUCGAAGACACGCUGCCGCCGAUACGUGCGCACGGCCUUCACGAACUGCGGCAGCUCAUUGAGCAGAACUCGCCGGUGAUCAAUCUGAAACAGGUUUUGGAGUUACACGGGCGUCUACUUCAUGACAAGGAGCCAUUUGUCUAUCUCAACGCGAUCAAGGGUCUUUCUGCGCUUUGCGAGUUCGAGCCAACUCAAACUCUUCAAUACUUGCUAGAGGUGUAUUCAGGACUGUGUGCGGAGUCGAAGAAGGGCACGACAUUGGAUGAUGUGUUGAAGGUGGGGGAGGUAUUGGUGAAUUACGUUGAGACUCAAAACGAAAUGUUUGGCGGCCAAACAUCGCGGGCAAUCGUUGCAACAUGCUUGAAGAAUAUACAACAGCACGAAACGCUCGACGCACGUAUUAGAAUGUCAGCUCUGUCACUUCUCAGCGUGUGUGUGGAAACCAACUGCUUAGCCAUUCAAAACGAGUUGACAGACAUUAUGGACUGUGCGAUGGGGGUCUUGAGACUGGAGAGGUCUGAACAAUCUGAAAGUUCUGAAAACUCGUCUAAACUUCUGAGACGCGCCGCUUUACAUCUUCUUCACUCAUUGGUGACGUGUGCAAGCCCAAGUUUUUUCGCAGGACCCCAAGGUUACUCAAUUGCGCAACUUUCGAGCCUUCUGAACUACGUGAAGUCUACAGAUCCGGACUAUCUAGUGUACGACCAGGCCGGCACUUUACAACAAACUAUUCAAGAACUCUAUCAGCCGGCGCUGUCGUCCGUGCCAAUCGCAGAUCUCAGUCUCUAG